Messenger RNA from Hypoxylon trugodes, 1235 nucleotides. RefSeq lists its product as uncharacterized. The record is from RefSeq and is a predicted model, not a curated record. Lineage: Eukaryota; Fungi; Ascomycota; Sordariomycetes; Xylariales; Hypoxylaceae. The transcript has 3 exons. Bases 153 to 1100 code for a protein of 315 amino acids.
GUACUUGGCCACUCUCGGUAUAUUUAGAAGCCAGAUUGAAGCACCCGCUGGACGCCUAUUGACACUCCUCUGUCAUCCUUCAAUUAUUUCGGCGGGAAGAUUUCGAGCGUGAUCCACCCCACUGAGACUGGUGAAGCAAUUCGGCAAUCGUCAUGAUGAGAAAUAGCUUAUUAGCUUUCGCGGCGGCGAUAUUGCUCGCCUCUGGAGCCGACGCCGAUAGAGCAUGCGGAAGCGCGAACGCGUCCUCGACAUACCAAUGGCGCCUGGGUGCUGCUAGAUAUGAUGGCCCAGAGCCGGGCGACAGCAACGGAUCCGCUACGGUGGCAUUCAGCAUAGUGCCAGGUAGUAGCACGAUGGGAACUUUUUUCGAAUGCGUGGCAGAGUGGCCCGAGUCUUGGCAAGGAUGGUAUGAAGAUGGGAAUAUCAUAUGGAGUGAUUGUAUCUGGGCUGGAAAUGGACGAACCUACGAUACCGCUGUCUCCUUUGCUACAGAUUGGAAAAACCGUACCUUAUACAUAUCCCAUACAUUUCCCUGCUCGGAUGCAAAAGGAACCGAUGCUCUCGCGACAGGAUCGGUACAAUUGGACUUGGACUGUACAGACAGCGCCGAAGAUGGUAGUAGCUGCACAUUAAAGGGCAACGGGCAGGACAUUACCACCAAAGGCAGUCCGGCGCGUCUAGCAGCUGACUCUUGCACGGAUAAUUCGCAAAGAUACCAAUCUUGGCAACUCGAAAACUGGCAACGCCAAUAUGAAGCGAUACCCGGGUCUACUGCCGGUCCCCAAUCCGACACAGGCCCAUCUUUCGUUUUAAGAAAUAUGGCCAAUACCGACGUUUUUAACUGUUCGCCUUCAGGGAAUCAGAACAGUACAUUUGAAGGGACUUGCUUGGCAACGGCGGAAGGGAGCUCGACGACUUCCGCAACUUUUAGCUUCGACCCGAAGAUCGAUGUCCUCAUAAUCAACCAGCAUUGGAACUGUAGCGAGACAUCUUUGUUCGAUGCUACUGGUGUCGGAUACGUCCAAGCGACAUGUAACCGUGAAGGUAAUUUACUUACUUGCACCUCGGAUCCUCUCUGGAUUGGUACCAAGAUAGUGUAGUGUACCUUAAGUUGUCUAUAUAGCUACCUAGCAUAGGUACUUGGUAUCUACCCAAUACAAGUUUCUAUAGGUUACAUAUAGCCCCCGCCGUUUAUUUAUGCAAAGGAUGCUAGUUGUCUCUAUGGCAAAGCUGCG